AUGAACAAAUUUAGUGGCGAUGUAUCACAAGGAAUUGGAAGAUGUUCUAAGCUGGAAGUUUUUAGGGCUGGUCUUAAUUCUCUCUCCGGAUGGCUUCCAUAUGAUCUUUACAGUGUGAAAACACUCAUAGAAAUCUUUUUAGGUAACAACCAGUUUACAGGACCUAUCAACAAUAGCAUUGCUCUUAUAUCAAAUCUUAGCAUUAUAGAUCUCCAUGAGAAUCAAUUGAUUGGUGAGGUUCCUAAAGAUAUUGGGUUGCUGUCAAAUUUGGACCAACUGAUUCUUCACACCAACAGCCUGAAUGGUUCUGUGCCUCCAUCGUUGAUGAAUUGCACCAGCCUGAAAACGCUGCUUUUACGAAAUAAUCAUUUAGGAGGAGAAAUUGCGAGUCUUGAUUUUUCUCCACUUAAGAAACUGGAAGCAAUUGAUUUUGGGAACAAUAGCUUUGUGGGAAACAUUCCAGUUAGCCUGUGCUUGUGUAGAUCCCUGAUCGCAGUUCGAUUUGCAUAUAACCAGUUGACGGGCGAAAUCCCAGCUUGCAUGGCUGGCCUAAAAUCUUUAUCCCAUCUCUCACUUUCCGACAAUUUCCUGUCUAACGUUGUUGGAGCUUUUAGGAUUCUUAUACGCUGCGAUAAUAUUUCAGUUCUCUUCCUGUCAAGGUGCUUCAAAGAUGAACCGGUGCCCAAUGAUGACCACUUACUACAUCUAAAUGGAUUCCAAAAUCUACAAAUUCUCACACUGGGUGGAUGCAAACUCAAAGGUGAAGUGCCUUCUUGGAUUGGAAAAUUAAAGAAACUCAAAGUGCUGAAUCUGUCGUACAAUCACAUUACGGGCACAAUUCCAAAAUGGCUGGGGAGUAUGCCUAGCCUUUUUGUACUAAACAUCACUCAAAAUCACCUCACUGGAGAACUUCCUCGCGAAAUUGGCAACCUAAAAGCUUUAGUUUCAGACGAUACAGACUCAAACUUGAGUAAUUUAGCAUUGCCCUUCUUAUUCGACAGUCUCCAGUACAAUCGACUAUUCAACUUGCCAAGGGGAAUCAAAGUUGGGAAUAACAGUUUGAGUGGGAAUCUUCCGGCAGAAUUAGGAAACCUGAGACUUCUUAGAGAACUGGAUCUCAACGAUAACGACUUCAAUGGAAGCAUUCCAAAUGAACUAUCCAAUCUUGUCAAUUUGGAGAAAUUGGACAUGUCGGGGAACCAUCUCACCGGCGAGAUCCCCGAAUCUCUGAAAAAACUCCAUUUCUUGUCUUAUUUCACUGUGGCAAACAAUGAUUUAGAAGGAGAGAUUCCGAAAGGUGGGCAAUUUGAUACAUUCACAAACACUUCAUUUGAGGGGAAUCCUAAACUUUGUGGGACUGUAAUGCAAAAAAAUUGCCCUCCCGCAAGCGCCGGAGGUCAAGAUGAAAUGUUGCCACCGGCACCGGAGGAGGAAGAGUCCGCAACUUCGUUGUACACUAUUCCCUUUGGUUUGGGAUAUUCUGUAGGAUUUUUUGUUGUCAGCAUCAGUUUACUCUUUAGAAGUUCAUUGAAGUGCUUUAAUUGA
Fraxinus pennsylvanica is the source of this 1545-nucleotide messenger RNA. Lineage: Eukaryota; Viridiplantae; Streptophyta; Magnoliopsida; Lamiales; Oleaceae. The record is from the annotation of a GenBank genome assembly.